AUGAGUUUUGCUAAAAAGCCUUUACCUAUUAAAGGAUCUAAAAAGAUAGAAAAAUCUCCUCUUGAAUAAAUUCAAUUGAUUCUUGGUAAUGAAUAUACAGUUGAAUAAAUAUAAAAUACACUAAAUUAAACCUCUGACAUAUAGAAUUCAAUCAAAAUGUUGAAAUAGGAAAGGGAAGCUUUAUAAAACAAUUCUAAGGUUCUUAAAUUUUAGUAAUUGAAUAAAGCAUAAUAAAUCUAAAAACGUCUUAAUAAGUAUAAUAGUAGAUGGAUAAAGAGAGUAUUAGGAGGAGAUAUUGUUUAGAAUAAAAAUUAAGAAAUGUUAAGUAUGAUUCAAAUAUAAAUGGAGAAAAUAUUAAUAGAUUAGGAAUUACAUAAAUAAAUUAUUUAUAAUUUUAGUAUUCCUUCUCGUGAUCAUUAUAAUAAUACUAAUGAUUUAUCAUGA
Messenger RNA from Paramecium sonneborni, 444 nucleotides. NCBI's taxonomy places the organism in Eukaryota, Ciliophora, Oligohymenophorea, Peniculida, Parameciidae. The record is from the annotation of a GenBank genome assembly.